AGUUAAAUAACUAUUGCAGAAAAGCCGCCGCAGUUGAUGCUGUUAUACGUCAUCAAAGUGCGCCGCGAGGAAGUGGCAGAUGUCUCUUCGAAACAUCACAUCAAGUUACGACCUACAGUUCGUCUCGUACAGCUGAAAAGCGGCUGCUGGGAUGCCGAAGAAGUUCCAGGGCGAGAACUCCAAGGCGGCCACAGCCAGAGCCCGCAAGGCUGAGGCCAAGGCAGUGGCAGAUGCUCGCAAGAAGCAGGAAGAGGAUGAUGCGUUGUGGCAGGAAACAGACAAACAUGUACUCAAAAAAGAACAGCGGAAGGACGACAAGGAGAAAAAGAGGUUGGAGGUCUUGGAGAGGAAAAAGGAAUCCCAGCGACUAUUGGAUGAGGAGAAUGCCAGGAUAAAAGGCAAAGCUCAGAAGGAGGGAGGAAGUGGUGGAAAGGUGACCCGGGCCCAGAUAGAGGAGGCUAUUCACAGUGUCCCACCGCCUCAGCAGCUCAAGCCAAAAGACAAGAGUCAUCUGGAGAUUCCACUUGUGGAAAACGUAAAUAGAAUUAUUCUGGAGGAAGGAACGGUGGAAGCUAGAACAGUAGAAGAUGCCAUUGCUGUGCUAAGCAUUGCUCCUGAAGACCUAGAUCGCCACCCGGAACGCCGGAUGAAAGCGGCUUUCACGGCGUACGAGGAGGCCAACAUGCCUCGUUUGAAGAUGGAAAACCCCAACAUGCGAUUGUCUCAGUUAAAGCAGCUGCUGAAAAAGGAGUGGAUGAAAUCUCCAGAGAAUCCCCUGAAUCAAAAGUUUGCUGCUUACAACUCAAAGUGAAGGCACUGACUGUCCUCUAUUCCCUGACAGUGUUAAACUCCAAUCGGAAACUCUUAUGCAUCUUGGAGACUUUUAGUGCAAACUCAUCAUUCAUCCCAAAUUGAGUGUUGCCCAACAGAAUGUUAUUUUGUUCGUUUUCAUACUUCAGCCCUUUUCACACUGCUUUCCGUUCAGAAUUCAUCUAAGACAAACAUUCUUGACAAUUGGUCCAGCUCCCCUCAUUCAUAUCUCCCCUCAUUCAUAUAAUUUAUGCCCAUGUCUGGUGUGACAUGUACCGUACUCAUGUCAAACAGCUCCAUUUACUUCCAGGCAACAGGAUAGGGAAAAUGAGUCGGAUGUCCCACUCUGUUCCGAACUUCACACUAAUGUCCUUAAGUGUCGUGUGCCUCUUUUACACUUACGAAGCUGUAAAAUUUGCUGGUAAAUUUCAAUAUCCUGAUUUGUUAAAGGUGAGAAAUGGGCAAUUUAGAUGGACACUUUGAUUAGUGUGAAAGGUACUUGGACAAAAAAUUGUUCAUCACCAAAAUGUUAAAGACUAAUAACGUAACAUGACAUUCUAAUGACUUUGUUUUAACAGGUUGAAUUUCACAUGAACACUAAAGUUGACGUGAAGCAACUAGUAAACAUCAUUUCUUCAUGCAGUGUGCCCGUUAGGACAAAAGUUAUUUUUUUGUUACUCUGUGAUUCCUAUUAACAGAAGAAUUUUCAGUUCUUGCCAGCAACUUUUUUUUUUCAAUUUUCAAUCAUCUGUUUUUGAUGUUGACCCUUUAUGCUAACUGCACACUAGGGUGCCUGAAUGGAGCAUCCUUCAUAACCAAUAGAUUGUGUGGCCAUUGGUGUGCUGCGAUUUUUAAGUUUUCAUUUUCCCUGAUAUUAAAAUGGAUGAUGACAUCUGAAUUGA
Molecule: messenger RNA, 1712 nt
Organism: Corythoichthys intestinalis (scribbled pipefish)
Lineage: Eukaryota; Metazoa; Chordata; Actinopteri; Syngnathiformes; Syngnathidae
Gene: ccdc124
Product: coiled-coil domain containing 124
Exons: 5
Coding region: 152-811 (219 amino acids)
Biological process (GO): transcription by RNA polymerase II
Cellular component (GO): nucleus
Molecular function (GO): transcription coactivator activity
Source: RefSeq, a predicted model, not a curated record